Pyrenophora tritici-repentis Pt-1C-BFP is the source of this 630-nucleotide messenger RNA. RefSeq lists its product as uncharacterized. NCBI's taxonomy places the organism in Eukaryota, Fungi, Ascomycota, Dothideomycetes, Pleosporales, Pleosporaceae. The record is from RefSeq and is a predicted model, not a curated record.
AUGGAAGCUGUUUUUGAGUUUUUGUUCAAGGCUAUGCGCCACUCUACCGCCGAUGAGCCUAUUCAAUACGUACCUGAAUGCAAACCAGUAUGCGAGGUCCAAGAGAAUAAGAGGGGCAUCAAUGCUGUAGCGAUCGAAUCCUUGAAGCGAGAACCCACAUUCCACCGCUACCUCGAACUUCCAAUGGAGCUGCGUCUCAGCAUCUGGGCCAUUGCACUUCCACACGCGGAUAAGAAAGUAGAAGUUCAUAAAGCUGUCAGGGCACGCAACGACCCUCGCAAACGAUCUUUCCUACCUAAAAUAUGCUUUGUCUCGAAAAGGACGUCUGAAGAAACCGUUGCUAGUUUCAUUAAGAACUCAAAGUUUCUGCUCUGCCUACCCGUCGACUGCCGAUUCUUCAUGAACUUCCUAGCCGCCUUACCAGGUCGUUUUAGGCUCGUCCGCGAGUUACAUUUUGACAUCUCCUUCCUUCGUGGUUCCACAUCUCUCCCGCGAGCCAACCUGUUCCCGGGACUACGUGUUAUUCACCUCGGUAUCAGGAACUAUGACCUUGAACGCCUAAGAGGGGCAAAUCCAACAGUAAAGAGGCUUCACCAGGUUCCUGCCGAGAUGUGCUUUGGAGUUGUUUAA